Molecule: messenger RNA, 455 nt
Organism: Exophiala oligosperma
Lineage: Eukaryota; Fungi; Ascomycota; Eurotiomycetes; Chaetothyriales; Herpotrichiellaceae
Exons: 1
Coding region: 6-455 (149 amino acids)
Source: RefSeq, a predicted model, not a curated record
CCAGGAUGUCUUGCUCGUCUUCCCUUGAGAGAGCCCUCGUCGCCGUCCUCAUUGUCACAACUCUGCUGUUCAGUGUCAGCCAUGGAUACGUCGAUUUCGGCGACGCCACCCUCCCCUUCAACGAACCGCUCUUGAUCCCGACCCUACGGCCGAACCAGCUCCCCAUUGACCAUGACCUGCGCUUCGAGAUCCUCCCGUCCAUGAUCACCGCCGUCGCUCCCUCCAUUACCGUCGCUCCAAAUGGCACAAGAGAGACCGUCUACAGUCUCCACUACCAUCACUACUUUUCAAAAACCCGCCAAGGUCGAGGUCUCUUCAAACGUGGCGUCUUUGCAAAUGACCCGCCGGUGUCGACGUGUACGCCGUGCGGAGGAGCCGUCUCGAGUUCUGCUCCGUCAGGGACCACCAGUUCUGUCCUUUCUUGCACCACCCAUACCUAUUUGGUGAGCCCUUGA